CUGAAUCACAGAUCGGACACAGUUCGACAUCCACACUAUAAACCGAACUCCAUCUGAAAGGAGCCAUGGCUGAGACAGUCUCCUUGCCUGCCCACUUGGAGUUUUCGUCAUUGCAAGACCCUGGAGAACGUUACACAUUAGGAGACCUGCUGGGCUCUGGGGUCUACUCCGAGGUGUUUGAAGCUAGGGACCAAGAAAACGGAGGUAAGAGAGUAGCGAUAAAAAUUCAGGCAGUGACUCCGGACACAGAAGAGGACCUGCGCAAUGAGUACCACAUUCUGCGAGAAUUCUCCUGUCAUCCCAACCUCCCAGAUCUCUAUGGCAUCUAUCUCAAGAAGGCUUCAUCAGACUCAGAACAUGAGAGGGUUUGGUUUGUCAUGGAGCUUUGUCUAGGCGGACCUGUGCGUGAUUUGGUCCGGGGAUUGCAGGAAGAGAACCGGCGGAUGACAGAAGAACACAUUGCCUAUAUUCUGAAGGAGGUAGUUAAGGUUCUGGUGUAUCUCCAUGAGAACCACGUGAUGCAUCGGGACAUAAAGGGCAGUAACAUUCUUUUGACUAAAGAUGGAGAGGUGAAGCUGGUAGACUUUGGUCUAUCGAGGUUACUGGAGAGCACGUGUGAUAAGCGUAGCACUUGCCUCGGGUCCCCGGGCUGGAUGGCGCCCGAAGUAGUCGCCAGUGGCCUCAAGGAGAUGGACAGGACUUACGACAGCCGUAUCGAUGUCUGGGCACUCGGUAUAACAGCGAUUGAGUUGGGUGACGGGAAGGCACCGUACCAGGACAUGCACCCCACCAGGGCCUUGUUUCAGAUCGUCAAGAACCCCCCACCCCGUCUAUACCGCCCUGCCAACUGGUCACAGCAAUACAAUGACUUCAUCACAGAAUGCCUUGAAAAGAAUCCUGAGCACAGGCCCUAUAUCAUGGAGUUGCUGGAACAUCCGUUCCUCGCUGCAGUUCCUGAAAAUGACUUUCACUUGUCGACUGAACUGAAGAUACUAGCAGAAGAUUUCGCUAAUAAAGGGAAAUCUACUCGCCAAACGGAAGUUGCUGUGAGGAACGGGUGCUUGAAAACAGGGCUCUCACCAGAACAGGAAGUGAUGCAUCUGGAAGACCUGGCGGCAAUGGAGAAACUAGAUGAGGACGUCAUUCUUACGGAACUGCACGAACGCCUCAAGCAAGGGAAUUAUCACACCUUUGUCGGUGAUGUGUUGCUUGUGCUCACAUCCAACGAGCAGCAGCCCAUUUACAGUGACGAGUUCCAUGCCAAGUACCGCUUCAAAGACAGGUCGGAUAAUGCACCACACAUCUUCUCGGUGGCGGACCGAGCCUACCAGGACAUGCUGCACCAUCAGGAGCCACAGUAUAUCCUCUUGGCAGGGGAGACACUCUCUGGCAAAACAACGAACAUGCUGCAUUUGCUGCGACACCUCUUGUUCCUUGGACAGGGUCAGAACAAAACUUGUGACAAUGUGGGUAAAGCAAUGAACAUCAUUCAUGCACUGGGCAAUGCUGCUACGCCAUCCAAUCCAAAUUCAACACGACAUGUGCUGCAACUUGAGAUCAUCUUCACACAGACUGGAAAAGUUGGCAGUGCUGUAUUCUGGCUGUACCAACUGGAGAAAUGGCGAGUCACUUGCCAAGACAAGUAAGUAUUCAGCAUAGUGUGAGAUGCCACAUUCUGG
Cryptotermes secundus is the source of this 1679-nucleotide messenger RNA. It is a transcript of the gene ninaC, whose product is annotated as neither inactivation nor afterpotential protein C. The transcript has 11 exons. Gene Ontology annotation, biological process: protein phosphorylation. Gene Ontology annotation, molecular function: ATP binding; cytoskeletal motor activity; protein kinase activity. Bases 66 to 1646 code for a protein of 526 amino acids. Gene Ontology annotation, cellular component: myosin complex. The record is from RefSeq and is a predicted model, not a curated record. Lineage: Eukaryota; Metazoa; Arthropoda; Insecta; Blattodea; Kalotermitidae.